Messenger RNA from Sinocyclocheilus anshuiensis, 276 nucleotides. Its product is annotated as chymotrypsin-like elastase family member 2A. NCBI's taxonomy places the organism in Eukaryota, Metazoa, Chordata, Actinopteri, Cypriniformes, Cyprinidae. The record is from RefSeq and is a predicted model, not a curated record. Gene Ontology annotation, biological process: proteolysis. Gene Ontology annotation, molecular function: serine-type endopeptidase activity. The transcript has 5 exons. The coding region runs from base 1 to 276 and encodes 91 amino acids.
AUGAAAUUAGUGAUCUUGGCUCUGUUCAUUGCUGGCGCCUACGGUUGUGGGCAGCCCACUUAUAAACCUGUCGCCUCAAGGGUGGUGGGUGGAACUGAUGUUAAACCAAACAGCUGGCCAUGGCAGGUGUCUCUCCAGUACCAGAGUGGCUCCAGCUUUUACCACACUUGUGGUGGCACCCUGAUCGACAAGCAGUGGGUUUUGACUGCUGCUCACUGCAUUGGCAGCCGCACUUACAGAGUGGCACCACAUACAGUCACACAUAGAUGUCACUGA